CAUUGUUGCAAACAUUGGAUCUCACUGGAUCGAGUCUAUGAAUGGCAAAGCCAAGAUCUUGGACUCAGAUAUGGCCGUCUUUUGUCAGGGCGUGUAUUCUUAUUCUUGUCUUGAACUUCAAGAUCAUAGCAUUAGCGGAUGACAAUGGAAGCAGCGAUUAUGCAUCAGAAAGUACGUGCAAGAACACAAAUUAUCAAAUUUUCCUCCCUCCACCAUAUCAGAAUAUAUCCUAUUCCUCUACGAUAUGCAAACCUGUUUGGCAUACAUACGAAUUGAGGUACACUAAAAGCGGUGAUACCACAACUGUCAUAUUAUCUGCUCCCUACACUGUUGGGUGGGUGGGAAUUGGAUUUUCUAGAGAUGGAAUGAUGACUGGUUCCAGUGCAAUGGUGGGAUGGAUUAAUAAACAUGGUCAUGCAAAAAUCAAGCAAUUUUAUCUGAGGGGUAGGAAGCAAUCAGAAGUGAUUGUGGAAAAAGGUGAACUGCCUCUAAAUAAUGUGCCUCCCGCUGUGGCAACAAAUGGGGCCGAGAUUUAUAUAGCGUUUCAGCUGGAAACGACAAUUCCAUUUCGAAAGCAACCAAUUUUAUUGGCUUUUAGUACUAAACAUCCGCAGAACCACCAUUUGUCCAAGCAUGAUGACAAAACAGCUGUUGUGUUUGAUUUUUCUUCAGGUUCUACUGGUCCCGUAUCUAAUGGGUUAAUUAAGAUGAGGAAAAGCCACGGAAUAGUGGGUAUAAUAGGGUGGGGUCUAAUCCUUCCUGUGGGAGCAAUUAUUGCAAGGUACUUCAGGCAUAAGGAUCCCCUAUGGUUCUAUCUCCACUCAAUCAUUCAAUUUGUGGGCUUUGCAUUUGGUCUUGGCACAGUCCUUCUUGGAUUACAACUUUAUAGCAAAAUGCAUGUCCACAUACCAGCUCAUAGAGGCAUAGGCAUCUUUGUCCUUGUGCUAAGUAUUCUUCAGAUAUUGGCAUUCUUCUUGAGGCCAAACAAGGAUUCCAAGAUUCGAAACCUUUGGAAUUUGUACCAUGGUUGGUUUGGAAGAAUGGCACUUUUUUUUGCAGCCUUGAACAUAGUGUUGGGGAUCCAAGCUGCAGGAGCAGGGAAUGAUUGGAAGGGAGGCUAUGGAUUCCUCGUUAGCAUCAUACUUAUUGCAGUUAUCGUUCUGGAAGUAUUGGCAUAUUUGAAAAGGUCAGAGAAGCGUUCUCUUCCUUCCACUUUCCAAAUGGACUCAGUUGGGGAAGCUACCUUUCCUAGUAAUCUACCUAAAGGUUAAAUGUGUCGGCUCCUAGUUUUGCACUCGUACAAGAAGUGUCAGUUGUCUCAUUCACCAGUUCAAACUAAACCUCGUCCUCCUGCAUGUGAACUGAAUUGUGGAGCUUUCUUGAUGUAGAUAUGUGGUCAGCUAGAAGUUUGCUAAGAUGGACAACCCUAACGUUUGGCUUCCUCACUUGAACUUUUUUGCUUUCUUCAUUGGGUUUCCUCAGCUGCUUAAUCAGGAAUGUAAUGCCUGCGUUUGCAUCUAUAUUUUGUUGUUUUAUAAAAUGUGAUGAAAUUUGAGGAUUGGAUCGGGGGGUGAUCAUGUGUGGAUUAAAUGAGCACUUUUGUGGC
Abrus precatorius (Indian licorice) is the source of this 1606-nucleotide messenger RNA. Its product is annotated as cytochrome b561 and DOMON domain-containing protein At3g61750. The coding region runs from base 42 to 1271 and encodes 409 amino acids. NCBI's taxonomy places the organism in Eukaryota, Viridiplantae, Streptophyta, Magnoliopsida, Fabales, Fabaceae. The transcript has 5 exons. The record is from RefSeq and is a predicted model, not a curated record.